UCGGCCGGCCGGGCCCCUUCGCCCGCCACCCGCCAUCUUGCGAGAGCCAUUGGGGUUAUUGUCCGCCGCUCGGGCUCGGCGGGGCCGGCGGCGCUCGGGCUGCCCAGGCGCUGACGGGGCCGCGGGGCCGGCUCGGCGUGAAGAGCCGGGGCGGCGGGGCGGGGGCGGCGGCGGCGGCGCCAUGGAGGAUGAAAUGCCCAAGACCCUAUACGUGGGGAACCUGUCAAGAGACGUGACCGAAGCUCUAAUCCUCCAGCUGUUCAGCCAGAUUGGACCAUGCAAAAACUGCAAAAUGAUAAUGGAUACAGCUGGAAACGAUCCGUACUGUUUUGUGGAGUUCUAUGAGCACCGGCAUGCGGCUGCAGCACUGGCUGCUAUGAAUGGCCGGAAGAUAAUGGGUAAGGAGGUCAAAGUGAAUUGGGCGACGACCCCCAGCAGCCAGAAGAAAGAUACCAGCAGUAGUACCGUUGUCAACACACAGCGUUCACAAGACCAUUUCCAUGUCUUUGUCGGAGACCUCAGUCCAGAAAUUACAACUGAAGACAUAAAAGCAGCUUUUGCGCCGUUUGGAAGAAUAUCAGACGCGCGUGUGGUUAAGGACAUGGCGACAGGAAAAUCUAAAGGAUACGGCUUCGUUUCCUUCUUCAAUAAAUGGGACGCAGAGAACGCGAUUCAGCAGAUGGGUGGUCAGUGGCUCGGCGGAAGGCAAAUCAGAACGAACUGGGCGACAAGAAAACCUCCGGCUCCAAAGAGUACAUACGAAUCAAACGCCAAACAACUGUCUUACGACGACGUGGUCAACCAGUCUAGUCCAAGCAACUGCACAGUGUACUGUGGCGGUGUUACUUCGGGACUGACAGAACAGCUAAUGCGCCAGACCUUUUCUCCCUUCGGGCAGAUCAUGGAAAUCCGAGUCUUCCCGGAUAAAGGCUACUCCUUUGUACGGUUUAAUUCUCACGAGAGUGCCGCGCAUGCCAUCGUUUCCGUCAACGGAACCACCAUAGAGGGACACGUAGUGAAGUGCUACUGGGGCAAGGAAACACCAGACAUGAUCAGUCCUGUCCAGCAGAACCAGAUCGGUUACCCGCCGGCGUACGGGCAGUGGGGCCAGUGGUACGGCAAUGCCCAGAUCGGGCAGUACGUGCCCAAUGGCUGGCAGGUCCCUGCCUACGGCAUGUACGGGCAAGCGUGGAACCAGCAGGGCUUUAAUCAGACGCAGUCUUCGGCGGCGUGGAUGGGCGCCAACUACGGCGUGCAGGCGCCGCAGGGGCAGAACGGGAGUGUGAUACCCAACCAGACGGGAUACCGCGUGGCGGGCUUCGAAACGCCCUGAGGAGGAGAGGAGGACUCUGAAACCGGCAGGCCGCCGGGAAAGGAAACGUCGCGGAGCCUUUGUCAGGAUUUAUCAGAUCAAGCGUCAGAUAACGAUGUAUUUAUUUAAGAGAGAGAGAGAGAGAGAGA
Molecule: messenger RNA, 1461 nt
Organism: Grus americana (Whooping crane)
Lineage: Eukaryota; Metazoa; Chordata; Aves; Gruiformes; Gruidae
Gene: TIA1
Product: TIA1 cytotoxic granule associated RNA binding protein
Exons: 13
Coding region: 182-1333 (383 amino acids)
Molecular function (GO): mRNA binding
Source: RefSeq, a predicted model, not a curated record